Miscanthus lutarioriparius is the source of this 954-nucleotide messenger RNA. Lineage: Eukaryota; Viridiplantae; Streptophyta; Magnoliopsida; Poales; Poaceae. The record is from the annotation of a GenBank genome assembly.
AUGGCCGUACAGGCGCAAUUCGGCGGCCUCGUGCUCCCACCCUACGCGCCCGAGGAGCAGCAGAUGCGGGCGCUCAAGGACUACGGCGCGCUCCUGCUGUCCGCCGCGGCGGCGACGCCCGGUGGCGAUGAUGGCUACGCGUGGCAGCAGUACGACUAUUGCGCCGCGCAGAGCGAGCUGACGUGCAACGGCGGUGGCGCGGCGGCCGUGCCCGCGCCCUCGCGCAAGCGCGGCAGGGAGGAGGACGAGCUCCUUCACUACGCGCGGCUCCUGCCUCUCCCGGGGAUGAUGCGGCCGCCCGGGGCAGCGUCGACGAGCGGCCGGGCAGAGAUUUCGGCGGACCACGCGCUGGCGUCGGAGCUGCUGUGCGCGGAGGUGGACGCGCUGGUGCGCGCCGAGUGCGACCGCCUGCGCGCGGGGCUGGAGCUGGCGCGCAAGCGGCAGCACCAGGCGCUGCUGGUCCGAGCAGCCGUAUCCGGCCUAGCGGUGGCGCGGCGGGUGAGGGAGGCGGAGGCCCAGCUGGAGGCGGCGCGGCGGCGCGCGGCGGAGCUCGAGCAGCGGGUUCGGCUGGCGGCCGCGGAGGCGCAGGCGUGGUGCGGCGUCGCGCGGGGCAACGAGGCCGUCGCCGCGGGGCUCCAAGCCACGCUCGACGCGCUGCUCCUCCGCUCCGAGGAGGGAUUCGGCGAGUCCGAACCCGACGACGCGCAGUCGUGCUGCUGCUGCUACGUGGAGGAGCAGGCGGCGGACACCGCCGCCGCCGCUGCCACGGCCUCGUCGUCCUCGACUUGGAACGGCAAGUGGGCGUGCAGGGCGUGCGGCGAGGGCGAGGCGUCGGUGCUGCUGCUGCCGUGCCGGCACCUGUGCCUGUGCAAGGCGUGCGAGCCCCGCACGGACGCCUGCCCCGUCUGCGCCGGCGCCAAGAACACCUCCAUCCACAUCGCGCCGCUCAACUGA